ACAUCUGUCUUAGCAAUGGCGGCUCCUGACGUGAACAAUCUGCCUUGGGUGGAGAAAUAUCGACCGAAGACGUUGCAGGAUCUGAUUGCCCAUGAAGACAUAAUUGCAACAAUUGACCGAUUCGUCUCGCAAGACAAAUUUCCUCACCUUUUAUUUUAUGGCCCGCCAGGCACCGGAAAAACAUCGACGAUCCUGGCAACCGCCCACAGACUUUAUUCGCCGACUGAAUUUAACUCGAUGGUGUUAGAAUUAAACGCAUCGGAUGAUCGUGGUAUUGGUAUUGUGCGCGGGGAAAUUCUAAAUUUUGCUUCAACACGCACAGUCUUUAACAAACGGUUCAAGCUAAUUAUUCUUGACGAGGCGGACGCCAUGACCCAAGACGCACAAAACGCUCUUCGUAGGGUGAUUGAAAAAUAUACGGAUAAUGCGCGCUUCUGUAUCAUCUGCAAUUACCUUUCCAAAAUUAUCCCGCCGCUUCAGUCUCGAUGUACACGAUUUCGAUUUGGACCCCUAUCAAUUGAGCAAAUGGUGCCACGUAUUAAGCAUGUCAUUGCGGAAGAAAGCGUGAAAAUUAGUUCGACGGGAAUUGACGCCAUUAUAGAGCUGUCUGAGGGAGACAUGCGGAAGUCACUUAAUAUUCUCCAGUCGGCCUUUAUGGCUUUUGCUUCUAAGAAUGAAGUUAUUACGGAGGAUGAGGUUUACCAAUGUGUAGGAGCACCCCAAAAAUCCACCAUUGCAGAGAUUAUGGGCACUCUAAUGAACGACGAUGUAACAACCGCAUACAAUAAGGUGCUGUCGAUAAAGCAAGGUAAAGGUCUGUCGAUGCAAGACAUCGUGGGUCGUGUUCAUUUAUUUAUUGCCAGCCUCGAUCUCAAAUCGCAAGUGAAAGUCUUCAUUUUCUCUAAAUUAGGUGAAGUAGAGAAGCGAUUGACUGUAGGCACCUCGGAGAAUAUCCAACUUGCUUCACUCGUCGCUCUAAUAUUCCAGGCUCGCCAGCUCAUGUGAAGUUUGCAAGGAGUAGGACUUCAUGUAAAAAAAUUUCGGCAGUAUAACUUGACCUAUGAACAUGCUUUAGGGAUUUGGAAAUAAUCACGUCAACUAAUGCUCACCACUUACUUCCACUCAAAUACUUUACGCCACCUGUAUGGAACUCAUUUGUUAACUAGAAGUUGGAUAAUAAUAAAAGUGAAUAUAUUCGAAUGA
Varroa destructor (honeybee mite) is the source of this 1203-nucleotide messenger RNA. RefSeq names its product replication factor C subunit RfC3 (gene RfC3). NCBI's taxonomy places the organism in Eukaryota, Metazoa, Arthropoda, Arachnida, Mesostigmata, Varroidae. Gene Ontology annotation, biological process: DNA repair; DNA-templated DNA replication. Gene Ontology annotation, cellular component: nucleus; DNA replication factor C complex. Gene Ontology annotation, molecular function: DNA clamp loader activity; ATP hydrolysis activity; DNA binding. The record is from RefSeq and is a predicted model, not a curated record.